GGGAAGGGCGGCCCCGCUCGGGCCGCGCCGCCUCCCUCGGCCCGCGCGUGCGCGGCGGCAGCGGCGGCCAUGGCGGGGCCGGGCCGGGCCGGCUCCAAGGAACAGCGCUACGACCGCCAGCUCAGGCUGUGGGGUGACCAUGGCCAGGAAGCGCUGGAAUCUGCCCAUGUUUGUGUGAUAAAUGCAACAGCAACAGGCACUGAAAUACUCAAAAACUUAGUGCUGCCAGGUAUUGGUUCCUUUACAAUUGUCGAUGGCAAUCGAGUCUCUGGAGAAGAUGUUGGAAAUAACUUCUUUCUACAAAAAAGCCAUAUUGGUCAGAGUCGUGCCCAGAGUGCCAUGGAGCUGCUGCAGGAGUUGAAUAAUGAUGUUUCUGGGAACUUUGUUGAAGAGAGUCCAGAAAAGCUCCUGGACAACAACCCUUCCUUUUUUAAUCGGUUUAACUUGGUGAUUGCAACACAACUACCAGAAAGUACCUUGCUGCGCCUGGCUGAGCUCCUCUGGAAUUCCAACAUUCCUCUGCUGGUCUGCAGGACUUAUGGACUGGUUGGUUAUAUGAGAGUCAUUAUUAAAGAACAUCCAGUUGUUGAAUCUCACCCUGACAAUGCAUUGGAAGAUCUGAGACUGGACAAACCGUUUGCAGAGCUGACAGAACACAUUCAGUCCUACGACUUGGAUCAUAUGGACAAGAAGGACCACAGCCACACUCCAUGGGUCGUGAUUGUAGCCAAGUAUCUGACAAAAUGGCUCAACGAGAAAAGUGAACAGCUGCCCAAAAGUUACAAAGAAAAAGAAGCCUUCAGACAACUGAUUCGACAAGGUAUCUUAAAGAAUGAAAAUGGAACCCCAGAAGAUGAGGAAAACUUUGAAGAAGCCAUAAAAAAUGUGAACACAGCGUUGAAUACUACAGAGGUUCCAAGAGGCAUUCAGGAGCUUUUUAAUGAUGAUUGCUGUAUGAAACUCACCGAGCAGUCACCUUCCUUCUGGAUUUUGGUUCGAGCUCUGAAGGAAUUUGUGGCAAAUGAAGGGCAAGGAAGCUUGCCUGUGAGGGGCACUAUUCCUGAUAUGAUUGCAGACUCCAGUAAAUUUAUCAGGCUGCAAAAUGUGUACCGGCAGAAGGCCAAGCAGGACGUUGCUGCUGUGGGUGCUCAUGCUGCCAAACUGCUACAGUCCCUGGGCAAGGCACCAGAGUCCAUUUCAGAGAGACAAUUAAAAUUGUUUUGCAGCAACGCAGCCUUUCUGCGGGUGGUGCGCUGCAGGUCCCUGGCUGAGGAGUACAGCCUGAACACCUUCAACAGGGACCAGAUCGUUUCCCAUAUGGACAACCCAGACAGUGAGAUAGUGCUGUACUUGAUGCUGAGGGCUGUAAAUAGAUUUUACAAGCAGCACGGGAGAUACCCAGGCGUCUACAACUACCAGGUGGAAGAUGACGUUGGGAAACUCAAAUCCUGCCUUACGGGUUUCCUGCAGGAGCACGGGCUGUCGGUGGUGGUGAAGGAUGACUACGUUCAGGAGUUCUGUCGCUAUGGAGCUGCCGAGCCACACGCUGUCGCUGCCUUCAUGGGAGGUAAGGGUGGCUCUGAGCUCUCAGUGCCUUCACGGCAGGUGAGGAUGGCUCUGAGCUCUCAGUGCCUUCACGGGAGGUGAGGAUGGCUCUGAGCUCUCAGUACCUUCACGGGAGGUGAGGAUGGCUCUGAGCUCUCAGUGCCUUCAUGGCAGGUGAGGAUGGCUCUGAGCUCUCAGUGCCUUCACGGCAGGUGAGGAUGGCUCUGAGCUCUCAGUGCCUUCACGGCAGGUGAGGAUGGCUCUGAGCUCUCAGUGCCUUCACGGCAGGUGAGGAUGGCUCUGAGCUCUCAGAGCCUUCACGGGAGGUGAGGAUGGCACUGAGCUCCCAGGGCACGGGCUCUGGGAUGUGCCCCAGGCAGGAGCUCUGCUGCUUUGACUGCUUUGUGUUGUCAGAGCAAAGACAGCACCAGGACAGAGUCCUGCCCUUCACUCUCCAGACAUGACCCCCUGUAGCAUGUGGAGUAAGUGGGCACAGCAAGGGCUUAAAGGCAGUGAAAGAAAGCAAGUAAACUUAAACACAAUCACAGCAGAUCAAUCCUAGGAACUUAAAAAUGUGUUUAAAAAUAGUGCUCGAAAGAGGCUUCAUUUUUUUUUAAAGGAAAGUAACAACUGUAGUAAUUUUAAAAUUAUUCAGUACAUGUCUUCCUUUAAAUUAACACAAUACACUUACACAAAAUAUCUGUGAAAUAAAAAUAGCACUGAUUUCUUACCUUCAUUCAGACUAUGAGUAUUGUCAAAAUGACAUGUUUUAUUGGGUGCUCAAAAUUGAUGUAUCAGUUACCUCCUUUAUUUGGCUUCAUGCAGUGCUGAAGAUAAUUAUGUUUUAAAUACUCUGUGUAGGAAUUUUCUCUGAUUAAGUGAAACUUGGCAUGUACUAUGCUUUAGAAAAAUACGUGAAGGCAACUUCUGAAGAAAUUACAGAAUAUUUCAUACUACAGGAAAACACAAAGGGAACACAGUGAUGUAACCCUUCAGUUUAUUUUACAGUUUAACUGUACAUUUUUUUAAUUUAACCUCUCAGUUGUAUUUUGAGAGGUCUCAACUUGCAUGGCCCUGUCUGCUCACAGGUGUUACUCUGAGGGUGUGUACAUGGAGAGAAAGUAUAUACAGCAAAGUAACUUUGGAAGUUGCAGCUUUCUGAGCCUCUUUAAUGCUGGGAAGUACUAAAAGGCAUUUUUACCCCCUAGGAGGUGUAUCAGGCACUUCUCACAUAAUUCCAGUGUAGUGAGUUCUAGAUAAAUAACAUUGGUUUACUGUUGUUUAAAUAAGAUCUGCUAACUGCCUUCUGGUUUUUGUU
Myiozetetes cayanensis is the source of this 2863-nucleotide messenger RNA. It is a transcript of the gene NAE1, whose product is annotated as NEDD8 activating enzyme E1 subunit 1. Gene Ontology annotation, biological process: protein neddylation; protein ubiquitination; DNA damage response. The record is from RefSeq and is a predicted model, not a curated record. The transcript is spliced from 20 exons. Bases 70 to 1647 code for a protein of 525 amino acids. Lineage: Eukaryota; Metazoa; Chordata; Aves; Passeriformes; Tyrannidae. Gene Ontology annotation, cellular component: cytoplasm; nucleus. Gene Ontology annotation, molecular function: NEDD8 activating enzyme activity; ubiquitin activating enzyme activity.